Molecule: messenger RNA, 1430 nt
Organism: Aspergillus uvarum CBS 121591
Lineage: Eukaryota; Fungi; Ascomycota; Eurotiomycetes; Eurotiales; Aspergillaceae
Product: NAD(P)-dependent alcohol dehydrogenase
Exons: 3
Coding region: 317-1393 (358 amino acids)
Biological process (GO): D-sorbitol catabolic process
Molecular function (GO): L-iditol 2-dehydrogenase (NAD+) activity; zinc ion binding
Source: RefSeq, a predicted model, not a curated record
CACCACUACACCCAUCAAUACGUAGCUAUCUUGAUUAUCCUUUGUCGGUUGAAAGCCUGCCAAUUGUUAUUUAAAUUCCUCCUGCUCUCAUUUUUUUUUUCAUUUUCAGAUUUGUGCCACUCCAAACAUUUUCUCCCACCUUCUGUUUCUGUUAGCCCACUGAGCACAUCAGAGUGUGUCUUGGACGUGUUUCAUUUUACCACCUCACCCUCUGAUCCAGAGCCCAGCCUUCUUCUACCACACUGCUCAAAAAGUCACUAUUAACCUAUCUCAUCUCCUCGGCUCAUUGCAAAAAUCAGGUGUAAAUUUGCCGAAGAUGUCUGCCCAAACAGCCACUGUUCAAAACCUCUCGUUCGUAUUGGAAGGCGUUCAUCGGGUCAAGUUCGAAGAUCGUCCGGUCCCUGAAUUGAAAGGACCCCACGAUGUCCUCGUGAAUGUCAAGUUCACGGGUAUAUGCGGGAGCGAUGUUCACUACUGGGAGCAUGGUUCCAUUGGCCAAUUCGUCGUCAAAGACCCUAUGGUGCUGGGCCAUGAAUCAUCAGGCAUUGUUCGCAGGGUCGGUUCGGCGGUCACGGGGCUGAAGGUGGGAGAUCGUGUUGCACUUGAACCCGGCGUACCUUGCCGUCGCUGUGAACCGUGCAAGUCUGGGAAAUAUAACCUGUGUGAGAAAAUGGCAUUUGCCGCGACCCCCCCAUACGAUGGCACCCUCGCCAGUUACUACGUUCUGCCCGAGGACUUCUGCUACAAGGUCCCAGACAGUAUUACCUUGCAAGAGGCUGCACUCAUGGAGCCCCUUGGUGUCGCGGUACACAUCGUCAAGCAGGCAGAUGUUAAACCUGGCCAAUCGGUGGUAGUAUUCGGUGCUGGACCAGUGGGACUCCUGUGCUGCGCUGUAGCGAAGGCGUACGGCGCGUCCAAGGUUAUUGCCGUGGAUAUCCAGAAGCCGAGACUCAACUUUGCCGCCAGCUACGCAGCAACUUCAACAUAUGAGCCGUUUAAAGCCAGCCCCUCGGACAAUGCGAAGAGAAUCAUCGAGGAAAAUGACCUAGGCUCGGGCGCAGAUGUAGCAAUCGAUGCAUCCGGAGCAGAGCCAUCUGUGCACACUGGAAUACACGUCGUUCGCGCUGGCGGAACGUACGUACAGGGCGGCAUGGGAAGGAGUGAGAUCACCUUUCCGAUCAUGGCUGCAUGCACCAAGGAAUUGAAUGUGAAGGGCAGUUUCCGUUAUGGUAGUGGUGAUUAUAAGCUUGCAGUAUCGCUUGUUGCCUCGGGCAAAGUGAAUGUCAAGGAUUUGAUCACUGGUACUGUCAAUUUUGAAGAUGCUGAACGGGCAUUCGAAGAGGUCAAGGCUGGAAAGGGUAUUAAGACACUUAUCGCUGGUAUAGAGUCCUAGACACGAACUGGUUACAAUUGAUACCAAGGCUCGACCG